UACAGUACUCAUUCUGCAGUUGCCCAAACUAGAGGCUUCCCUGCAUCACUGGAUGCCGUUAUUGCAUUUACUUAGCUAUGGAGCUGCUCUAGGUGCCUUCGUUUUCAUGGUCCUCUCACUUGCCAGCGGACUGCUAUGGAUUUCCGAGGUUAUUGAAGAACACUCGAGAUCUUCCAAAGUCAUAGGUCAGAGGGGUAUUUAUGUUGUUAUUGCCCUGCACGUACUCCUCUACUUCUUCGACUCCCUACCUCUGCCGCAAACGCUUUUCUCCAUAUUCUGCCACUUUGUCUACCUCCAAAACUUCUCGGCGUCCUGGCCGUUCAUCUCCCUGAUGUCUCCGUCGUUCCUGGCAUCGUGCGCGCUAGUGGUGAUUGACCACUUCCUGUGGUUCUUCUACUUCUCUCGCAUCACCCAAGAAGCCCGCCAAAGGUCCCACCGCGCUUACCGUGGAUAUCCAGGCUCAGCACCUCCUGUGAGGGUUCCUGGGUUCGCUGACAUCGCAACAUUCUUUGGGAUCUGUGUGUGGCUUGCCCCGCUCUUUUUGUUUCUCAGUCUGAGCGCAAAUGACAAUGCCUUGCCUACUGUUACCGGAGAGCCCAGCACACCCACAAGCCCCUCAAAACCUAUCCUUGUGCAACCUCGAUCUUCUCUCUUCAAAUCGCUGCUCAGGAUCCUACCUAUUGACUCCAUGCCUCGUAUCCGCCCCCGAACGCGCAGAAGGGAGACAGAGGGUAUCAUUGCACCGUCCUCCCCAGGCGUGCCUCCAUCACCGGGACUUGGACAUACGUACAGCAACAUUCCAUCACCCAUGUUAUCGCCGAGACAUUCUGCAGAAGUGUGGGUAGGUGUGGGCGCUGACGGCGUGAGGCCGCCACCUUCUUUCACCUUGAGCCCUCCACCUCGAAGGAGCACAGCGCCUCCGGGAGCAGAUGGUUUGGGUUUGAGGAGAACUGCGAGUACCACACAUGAUACUGCUGUAAAAGACAGAUAGCGUAGUUCAUAGAAUUAGUCUGACUUUGGCCAUGGUAAAUAUCUACG
Molecule: messenger RNA, 1038 nt
Organism: Gloeophyllum trabeum ATCC 11539
Lineage: Eukaryota; Fungi; Basidiomycota; Agaricomycetes; Gloeophyllales; Gloeophyllaceae
Product: DUF396-domain-containing protein
Exons: 5
Coding region: 53-991 (312 amino acids)
Biological process (GO): endoplasmic reticulum to Golgi vesicle-mediated transport
Cellular component (GO): COPII-coated ER to Golgi transport vesicle; Golgi membrane; endoplasmic reticulum membrane
Molecular function (GO): COPII receptor activity
Source: RefSeq, a predicted model, not a curated record